Messenger RNA from Alnus glutinosa, 1851 nucleotides. Its product is annotated as alternative NAD(P)H-ubiquinone oxidoreductase C1, chloroplastic/mitochondrial. The transcript has 11 exons. The coding region runs from base 59 to 1681 and encodes 540 amino acids. The record is from RefSeq and is a predicted model, not a curated record. Gene Ontology annotation, cellular component: chloroplast. Gene Ontology annotation, biological process: phylloquinone biosynthetic process; aerobic electron transport chain. NCBI's taxonomy places the organism in Eukaryota, Viridiplantae, Streptophyta, Magnoliopsida, Fagales, Betulaceae. Gene Ontology annotation, molecular function: NAD(P)H dehydrogenase (quinone) activity.
CGGGUUAGAGAUAAAUCUCUAAUUGUACGCAGAGAGAGUCGCUUUGUUCAAUUUGCUAAUGGCACAAUUUGCGUUAACUACUUCAGCGACACUCUUACCCUGUAAUGGUGGAGCAAAACAAUGGCCUAAGCUAUUUCCUGGGUUCUCGAAAAGAUAUGGGACCGACUUCGCGUUGUUUACGAGUUUUAGGAAGAAAGGAGUUCGAUUUGUAACUUCGAGUGCCACAGGGAGGAGUGGAGGUGUUGCGGAGAUAUCUGAAGGUCAAACAGCUCCGCGGUCCUAUGUAUGGCCAGAUAAGAAGAAGCUAAGGGUGUGUAUACUAGGCGGUGGAUUUGGAGGCUUAUAUACUGCCUUGAGACUAGAAUCACUUGUGUGGCCUGAUGACAAAAAACCUCAGGUGCUUCUUGUCGACCAGUCUGAACGUUUUGUUUUUAAGCCAAUGUUAUAUGAGCUUCUAUCUGGAGAAGUAGAUGCAUGGGAAAUAGCUCCUCGUUUCUUGGAUUUGCUGGCGAGCACAAGUGUGCAGUUUUUCCAAGACAGGGUAAAAGUAUUACAUCCAGCUGAUCAUUUGGGAAUAAACGGGCCCUCUCAAUCUAAUUGUGGAGGAACCGUGCAUCUUGAAAGUGGCCUCCUUAUUGAAUAUGACUGGCUGGUUCUUGCUUUGGGAGCUGAAUCCAAACUUGAUGUUGUACCAGGAGCAUCAGAGUCUGCAUUCCCAUUCUCCACCCUGGAGGAUGCACAAAAGGUUGACAUUAAGUUAAGAAGAUUGGAGAGAAGGAACUUUGGUAAGUUCUCUCCAAUUCGCGUGGCUGUUGUUGGGUGUGGUUAUGCUGGAGUUGAAUUAGCAGCCACUGUAGCAGAGAGACUGCAGGACAGAGGGAUUGUGCAAGCAAUUAAUGUGGAAACUACAAUCUGCCCAACUGCCCAACCUGGAAAUAGGGAAGCUGCCUUGAAAGUUCUUUCAUCUAGGAAAGUUCAACUGCUAUUGGGUUAUUUUGUCCGCUGCAUUCAGAGAGUGGGCAAUGUGGAAGCUUCAGAAAUGCCAACAGGGAGUGGAUCCGUUUCAGGCAUUGCUGCAGAAGAUGCUCAUGAGAAAUAUAUAUUGGAACUUCAACCUGCUGAAAGGGGAUUGCAAAUUCAAUUCCUGGAGGCAGAUUUAGUAUUAUGGACCAUUGGAUCAAAACCUCUUCUUCCUGAGCUGGAACCCAGUGGCAAGCCUCAUGAGCUUCCCCUAAAUUCCCGGGGACAAGCAGAAACAGAUGAAACUCUUCGUGUUAAGGGCCACCCUCGCAUAUUUGCACUUGGCGACUCUGCUGCUUUAAGGGACUCAAAUGGAAGGCUUCUUCCAGCGACUGCACAGGUUGCAUUUCAGCAAGCAGACUUUGCUGGUUGGAAUCUGUGGGCAGCCAUCAAUGACCGUCCUCUUUUGCCAUUUAGGUUUCAGAAUUUAGGGGAGAUGAUGACUCUGGGGAGAAGUGAUGCUGCUAUUUCUCCAAGUUUUAUUGAGGGGCUAACCCUAGAAGGUCCUAUUGGUCAUACUGCGAGGAAAAUAGCAUACUUGAUUAGGUUACCUACAGAUCAGCAUAGGCUUAAAGUGGGGAUAAGCUGGCUUACAAAAUCUGCAAUAGAUUCAGUUGCAUCACUACAGAGCACCCUGACUAAGGUCCUCUCAGGUUCAUAGUUCCUCCAUUUUAUAGAACAUGGUUGACUAGCUCUUCUUGGUGCACAGCUUUCUUCUUCUUCUUCUUCUUAUUCUUUUUUUUUUUGAUAUUAUGGCAUAAAAUUCCAUUUUAUUUCGAAGAAAUGAGAUUCUUAUGACAAAAAUAUUACAAUAAUAAUUCUCUUAUAAUA